Molecule: messenger RNA, 319 nt
Organism: Cetraspora pellucida
Lineage: Eukaryota; Fungi; Glomeromycota; Glomeromycetes; Diversisporales; Gigasporaceae
Source: the annotation of a GenBank genome assembly
AGGAAAAAAAUUAGAUGAAAUAACCAUUAAUCGAAUACAAGUUCAUAUCAAGUUUGGUGUACCAAUUACACAAUGUAAUAGUGGAAAAAUUAAAUGUAAAUCAAUUGCUAUGACAUGUAAAAAAAACAAAAACAAAUCUUCAAAUUUCAACAAUUCCAAAUCAAAAAAAAAAUUACCAAAAAGAUCACAAGAUAUAAUUACAAUUCUUUCAGAUUCGGAAACAGAAAUGACAUCAAAUAAAAGAUCUAAAAUUGUAUUAGAAUCAAAUAAUUCACAUGAAUUAAAAAUCAAAGAACAAAAAAUGAAACUUCAAGAAUGA